AUGUGUGUAGGAGAGUCUGCUGAGCCAAGGCAGCAGGGGACCGAGUCAGACCUCGUGCUGAAGAGGGCUUUCCUGCGGGCUUUGUCUGCUCCUUCCUCCAGUGUCACAUUCCCCGCAGUGGUCCCGUAUGGAACAUACUACUUCCAGCCACACACGGUCCCCACCAGGACUCAUAGACCUCUGAUUUCCAUCCUUCUGUUUACUUCUCUCCGUUGCCAACUCUCUGCAAAGAGCACUCGGGGCUUGGAGCUGGGCAGAGGUUCUGCUUACAACUCUGGGAAGGCACAAGGCAAUCUUUAUGCAACCCGACCUGCCCAUCCUCCCCUCCUUGCCUGGGCCAAGAAUAGUCAAUGA
Molecule: messenger RNA, 354 nt
Organism: Pipistrellus nathusii (Nathusius's pipistrelle)
Lineage: Eukaryota; Metazoa; Chordata; Mammalia; Chiroptera; Vespertilionidae
Source: the annotation of a GenBank genome assembly